Messenger RNA from Raphanus sativus (radish), 786 nucleotides. Its product is annotated as probable histone H2A.4. Gene Ontology annotation, cellular component: nucleosome. Lineage: Eukaryota; Viridiplantae; Streptophyta; Magnoliopsida; Brassicales; Brassicaceae. Bases 118 to 582 code for a protein of 154 amino acids. Gene Ontology annotation, molecular function: structural constituent of chromatin; protein heterodimerization activity; DNA binding. The transcript is spliced from 2 exons. The record is from RefSeq and is a predicted model, not a curated record.
ACCAACCAACCUCUCCUUCGAAAAAAGUGAAAAAACAAUCUAACGCCAAAGCUUAUCUCCACUGUUGCAGAUUCUGGCAGAUCAGAUCACAAACACAUAGUCUCGGAGUAAGCAGGCAUGGAUUCUGGAGCCAAAGUGAAGAAAGGAGCGGGUGCGGGUGGACGAAGAGGUGGCGGUCCGAAGAAGAAACCUGUUUCCCGCUCUGUUAAAGCCGGUUUACAGUUUCCUGUCGGUAGGAUCGGUCGGUAUCUAAAGAAAGGUCGCUACUCGAAGCGUGUUGGAACCGGAGCUCCGGUGUAUCUCGCCGCAGUGCUAGAGUAUCUUGCCGCUGAGGUUCUUGAGCUUGCUGGUAACGCUGCAAGAGAUAACAAGAAGAAUCGUAUCAUACCACGCCAUGUUCUGUUAGCUGUGAGGAACGACGACGAGUUAGGAAAGCUGCUCAAAGGGGUAACAAUUGCACACGGAGGAGUUUUACCUAACAUAAACCCAGUUCUCCUCCCAAAGAAGUCUGAGAAAGCAGCUUCGACUACAAAGGGAACCAAGUCACCAUCAAAGGCUACCAAAUCCCCUAAGAAGGCAUAGUUCUCAUCAGCAUCCCGUCUCCUUCUUUCUCUUACUCUCUGUAUAACUUGUAAUCUCUCUCCAUCUCUCUGUUGUUGUGUGAAGACAGAACACCUCUUGCCUUUUUUCAUCAGUUGUAAACAAUGUGUAACGUUAAAACAAGUCUGGUUAGUCGAUGUAAUUGAUACAAUGUUCAGUUUGUAAUAAGAGAUGGUGCGUUGUAUA